Messenger RNA from Archocentrus centrarchus (flier cichlid), 3816 nucleotides. RefSeq names its product transmembrane protein 110, like (gene tmem110l). Gene Ontology annotation, cellular component: membrane. The transcript is spliced from 8 exons. Lineage: Eukaryota; Metazoa; Chordata; Actinopteri; Cichliformes; Cichlidae. The coding region runs from base 282 to 1202 and encodes 306 amino acids. The record is from RefSeq and is a predicted model, not a curated record.
GGAGCCGCUCCACGGUCGUGUUUUCGUUGUCAGAAACAUGGAUGCGAGUCAGAUAAUCGAUGGACUUGUUUUCUUUAGCAUAAUAACAGGUAGCAUCAGCCGGGGGAGGCGGUGAAGGGAAACUUCACCUGGAGUCGGUCGCCGGAAAUUACAAAAAUUUGUGCGUUUGUCUUUAUCGAGUAAGAACAAUAACAAAAAAGGGUUAAGCCCUUCUCUCCCCGCCGAGGAAGCGCUCCUUUUGUCUCUGACGGUUGUGCGGGUUUGUUUGUCAUCGUGUCAGUAUGGACAUGUACGGGUACAGCGGUGUCGUGUUGGUGAAAAGAUUCUUGGAUAAUGUCCCGUUUGAAGUGACAAACAUGUCCGACAUUAGCAAGGCGAAUCCUCACGGCUGCGACAACGGAGCUCUGACGGACAGGUUCGGCGUCUUGAUCCAGGGACUCCUGGCUAUCGUCGCCUUCAGCACGCUGAUGUUAAAGAGGUUCCGGGAGCCUGUAGGGAUCAGAAGACCGUGGAGGAUCUGGUUUUUCGAUACGUCCAAACAAGCCAUCGGUGCUCUCUUCAUCCACUUCGCCAAUGUCUUCCUGUCCACUCUAACCAAAGAGGACCCCUGCUCUCUCUACCUGAUGAACUUCCUGCUGGACGCCACUCUGGGGAUGUUGGUCAUCUGGCUGGCUGUGAAGUUGGUGUCCAAGUUGGUGGAGUACAAGCAGUGGACUUUGCUCAUAUUUGGAGAAUAUGGUGACCCCCCGCAGGCAGCAGCAUGGCUGGGCCAAUGUGGCGUCUACAUGCUCAUUAUGGUGCUGGAGAAAGGUGUGAUCAGCCUGGUGCUGUUGAUCCCUGGAUGGUCCAAGUUGCAGGAGGUGUUGCUGAGCUACAUAGCUAACCCUCAGCUGGAGCUGGCACUCGUCAUGCUCAUUGUGCCCUUCAUAGUCAACUCCAUCAUGUUCUGGGUGGUGGACAGCCUGAUGAUGAGGAAGUACAAGACGAUGAAGGGCCUGGACGACUCCUCUGACAGCUCGGUGAAGAAGGCCGAGUCUCUGCCGUGGAUGGACAGUGAGGAGUCACAGGUGAGAGUCCUACUGUCAGCUGAGACGGACACAGAGGAGGCUUCAGACGGGGAGGAGGAGCCGGACGAUUUUGGACCAGUCCCCCAUGUGCAGUAUUCAGGUGGACCACUGAGGCCAAGCUGGGUGGUGGUGUAAACACAUGUGAUGUGUCCUUCAUUAAUGACUGUCCUCACUCACAACACUCAGAAGAGCAUAAAUAAAAAAACAAACUCCCAUCCAUAUCUUCUCAGACCGUCCUCAGUCUUAAUGUCAGCUUCUUAAUGCAAGCAAAGGCACACUUUAAGGUCAUAUAACCUGUGAAUGUGAAUACUACACCUUUAGCUGCCUUCUUCUGGAUUGAAGGUUAGAACACUUAGAACGCGAGUGCGACUCAGUAUUUACAUGCACAUAGCAUUUUGGGAAUUAGAAAGUCUUUAGCCUCUCUCUUGACUGCCUCCACUUGCUGCAAGAGAACAUCAGACAAACCACAGCUGAACACACUGUGUGUGUGGAGAGAGAUCAUUAAGGUGCACAGUGCCCACAGGGCAAAAUGCAUGGAUGGUAAUGACAAAGACUAAAAUAAAUCUGUCUUCUCUCAACUCAAGGGGACUUUUGGAAAUGGCGUUUCUCUAAGGAGAGCCAUUUAUCAAGUGUCAUGUUCCAAAGAGGAGCAAGAAAGUAUACGCUAUAUAUAAAAGGUUGUAUUCAAAUAUAAUCACUUCAAAUCCACCUUUUUAUUUAAGGUGUAAUUAUAGUCAUUCCUGCACGUUCUCCCCCCGGCUGCUUACUUUAAGUUAAAAGGAGGAUCAGCGGUCUCUUAUUUUUUUUUUUUUAAACCACACACACGUCAGUGCUUUGGCUGCUGCAGUUUCAACAUGUGGAUGAUGUGGUUGAUGAAAUACACUACCAGCACCUCUUAAGCUUGUUUUAUACUCCUGGGUUGAAUCUAUGGAUUACCUUCCUCUGACAUCGCACCACCAAAACGCCAGCCGUGUGUGUUGUUUCUUCCAUAGACUGUAUGUAAAUGAUGUAACCACAGUGGUCCAAUCUCGUAGCGUCGACUCAAAGUUUCUGACGUCACCGUCAUAGUUUGUUCCAAAAAAAUUGGGUUCUAACUGUAAAGCUGAGCACACUGUAUGCUCAUAUGGUAGCAACUUGCUUGUCACAAGUAUGCCAACCUCCUUGUGAUUGCCUGUAGUUUGCAUGGAAGACGCCGACUUGUCUACAAAUACUCACUAACUGCUGAGUGGUGGGGAAACUGUAAAAAGUGCAACACAAACCAGAAACAAAGAACACGUGCCUUUAAAAGUUGUGCCUCACUACUGACACCAACAUGUUUCAAAAGGAUUAACUUUUAAUUUGAGGCUGAACAUUUUGCAUUUGCGGUUUAGUUUCACUUUAGCGAGUAGCUGGUGAGUUUGCAGAUACGCCAACGGCUUCCAUAUAAAUUUUAGGCGACCACAGCAGUCUGCUAGUGACCAAAGCAAUCACAAGGAAGGAAGUCUUCAGUACAGCACUGUAUACCUCUGUGCAUCCAGUUUAACCAAUCAGCUUCCCACCAACUGGUCAGGAAGUCCACACUUCCCUAGCUAGCAGACUUCAGCAACUAAUGGCAGCUAGUUAGAGAAUGCUCAUUUUCCCCUAGCAACUGGCAGUCACCAUCUAGUCUCUGUGACUGGGACCUAAGAAGUAGGUUAAUUUUUCAGACUUCUAUACAAUACGGCUUCUUUUGGCUACUACAGUGGAUACCCCCUGCUGGCCAUUAGAAAGAAUGCAGGCUGAAACCACUUCGGCAUUGGCUUCACUUUUCACACCUGGAGGCUACCUUUAUUUAUUUUUUAUUUGGGUGUACUUCAGACAUUUUGAAUAGAAACUGAGCUAAUCAUGUUGAACUUGGAACUAAUAAAUGCUGAGCAACAGCUAUUUCUACUGCAACAUAGGAAAGAGAAAAGACAUUAGUACUGAUUUGGUCAAAAGCUGCGGAAAUGAGAGAACUGCAUGUGGUGCAUUGGUGGCUAUUGCUUUAGCAUUGUGAGCAAGCCAGACAGAAUUACAACCUAAUACAUAUUUCACACAGGCAUUAUACGUGUUCCAACACGUCAUGCUGUUACCAAGCAUAUCAGUCAAGACCACAAAAUGUACCUGCACGCCUGGUUAUGGAGUAGGAUAAAUGUCCAUAGUAUAGAUUUAACAUGGAAGCGUCAAUCAAGCUUAAAGCUUAAUAUCAGGUAUUUUUGGGCACUUUUUUUUUUUAUAAUUAUGGAAUAUCUCGUAACACUUCAAAUUUUUUUGUCUCCUAUAGGAGGCCUUUAUGCCACAUGGUAGUGGGAUGAUGUAUUAAACUUUUGCAAAGUAUAGCACAAUGUUAUUUAUUCGGUUAUUCUCUACAUAUGUGCUCCAGUCUGUGGUAAAUGCAGUGAAUAGGAGCAUUAGUGAAUAAAGAAAAGGUGAGAGUUUUGAGUCUUCAUCACCAGGCUAAAGGUGGUAAACAGGCAAGUGUGAUGGAUGUGCGUUACUUUAUCCUAAAAGUCCACGUUUACAUCUAUAAUUUCAAAGGUCUACAGUUUGAUAUAUAUAUUAUCUAUAAUAUUUUAUUUUGUAUUUCAUUGUACCUUAUGUUUUUUUUUUUAUUUGUUUUUUUUAUAUAAUAUAAACCAAGUUACAAUCAUGUGGAUGACACAGCACAGCAUGACCUGUAGUAUCCACAGGCCGUAAGCUGCCACAGUGCUUCUUACGAAUGUAUUUAAUCUGUACUAUGAAUAAAGAUGAU